ACUAUUCAAGACACCAGUGACAUCUCUCUCUCGCUCUCUCUCUCUUCGUCUUCAUCUCGACAGCAGAAAACAUCGAGACUGGACAGAUCUGUGACCACAAAAGCUUAACAAAACCUAAUCCAGUGCUAGGUUGAGGUGAUACUAAAUGGCAGAAGUGGAUGUUCAAAAUCCUCUAAUUGGAGAAACAACAUGUGGUACCUUACUGCAUCAAUUGCAGAAAAUUUGGGAUGAGGUUGGUGAAAGCGACGAGGAAAGGGAUAAGAUGCUUCUUCAGUUAGAGCAAGAUUGUUUGGAUGUAUACAAGAGGAAAGUUGACCAGGCUGCAAAGUCAAGGGCACACCUUCUUCAGACACUGGCGGAUGCUAAACUUGAACUCUCAACUCUUCUUGCAUCCCUUGGAGAGAAAACAUUUCUUGGAAUUCCUGAAAAGACAUCAGGAACCAUUAAGGAACAACUUGCUGCUAUUGCACCAGCCCUAGAACAAUUGUGGAAGCAGAAGGAAGAGAGGAUAAAAGAGUUUUUGGAUGUACAAACACAAAUACAAAAAAUAUGCGGAGAAAUUGCAGGGAGUAAUCAGCAGGCAGGAAGCCCAACAGUUGACGAGUCUGACCUAUCCUUGAAGAAGUUGGAUGAAUUUCAUGACCAGCUGCAAGAACUCCAGAAAGAGAAGAGCGAUAGAUUACACAAGGUCCUGGAAUUUGUAAGCACUGUACAUGAUCUUUGCGCUGUCCUUGGGAUCGACUUUUACAGUACAGUGACAGAGGUUCAUCCAAGCCUAAAUGAUGCAACUGGUGUACAGUCUAAAAGCAUAAGCAAUGGCACACUAGCUAGGCUUGCUAAGACCGUCUUAGCUUUAAAAGAAGAUAAGAAGCAACGGUUGAAGAAGCUUCAAGAGUUAGCAACUCAGCUAAUUGAUCUUUGGAAUUUGAUGGAUACAUCUGAAGAAGAACGCAGCUUGUUUGAUCAUGUUACCUGUAACAUAUCGGCUUCAGUGGAUGAAGUAACUGUUCCAGGUGCUCUUGCUCUAGAUUUGAUUGAACAGGCUGAGGUGGAAGCCGAAAGGCUAGAUAAGCUUAAAGCUAGCAGAAUGAAAGAGAUUGCCUUGAAGAGACAAGGUGAACUUGAAGAGAUUUUUGUACGUGCACACAUAGAGAUUGACACACAGGCUGCUAGGGAGAAAAUUUUGGCUCUCAUUGAUUCUGGGAAUGUCGAGCCUUCGGAGUUGCUAGUGGACAUGGAUAAUCAAAUCAUAAAAGCAAAAGAAGAGGCAAUCAGUAGGAAAGAUAUAUUGGAUAAGGUCGAGAAAUGGAUGUCGGCAUGUGAAGAAGAAAGUUGGCUUGACGAUUACAAUAGGGAUGACAACAGGUAUAAUGCAAGCAGAGGCGCACAUUUAAAUCUCAAGCGAGCCGAGAAGGCCAGAAUUUUGGUCAACAAAAUUCCAGCUCUUGUUGACUCCUUGGUGGCCAAAACUCGAGCAUGGGAAGAGGAGCAUGGAGUUACCUUUGCAUACGAUGGUGUUCCACUCCUUGCGAUGCUAGAUGAAUAUGCUUUGCUUCGGCAUGACAGAGAAGAAGAGAAACGAAGGAUGAGGGACCAAAAGAAAUUCCAUGAACAGCUAAAUACGGAACAAGAAGCAAUAUUCGGUUCAAGACCGAGCCCAGCUCGACCUCUUAGUAGUGCAAAGAAGGUUGUUGGACCACGUGUGAACGGGGGUGCAGCCAACGGAACCCCAAACAGACGAUUGUCUCUGAACCAAAACGGAGGCAGGUCAGGCAAGAGGGAUAGCGGUGCCAGGCCAAUCGCACCCUUGAACUACGUGGCUAUAUCGAAAGAGGAUGCAGCGUCUCAUGUGUCGGGUACGGAGCCUUCUCCAAAUACACCUUAAUUAAUAAUUAAUUAUGAGCAAUUAAAUUAAGAGUAAAAUAUUUAGGAUCAUAUCAUGUCAUAUCAUCAUACUCCCCUCCUCUUCCUCUUGUGAUUUUCAUGUAACUAUAACCAGAUUAAAAGAUGCAUCUUUGGACAUUGGUUAGCUACCUACCUUAGCUUGUUUGCAUUAUAUUAAUAUUAUCCCUUAAUUACCCAACUCCCAUUUCUAUUUGCAUUUCCCA
Molecule: messenger RNA, 2108 nt
Organism: Cynara cardunculus var. scolymus (artichoke)
Lineage: Eukaryota; Viridiplantae; Streptophyta; Magnoliopsida; Asterales; Asteraceae
Product: 65-kDa microtubule-associated protein 1-like
Exons: 10
Coding region: 146-1885 (579 amino acids)
Biological process (GO): cytokinesis by cell plate formation; microtubule cytoskeleton organization
Cellular component (GO): spindle; cytoplasm
Molecular function (GO): microtubule binding
Source: RefSeq, a predicted model, not a curated record